Molecule: messenger RNA, 255 nt
Organism: Prunus armeniaca (apricot)
Lineage: Eukaryota; Viridiplantae; Streptophyta; Magnoliopsida; Rosales; Rosaceae
Source: the annotation of a GenBank genome assembly
AUGGCAAUCACCAAAGGAAGUGCCUACCAAGUUUCUUGCACGAUGAUUGUCUUUGCUUUGUUGAUUCUGACCUCCCCCAAGCCUCUCUUAGCUUAUAGGCCCCUUAAGGAGGAGCAGAGUACUGCAGGAGUGAGAAAGAGUGUGACGAAAGCUCCGCUUGAAAGAGGGCCCCUUCCACCUUCCUCUUCCUCUUCUUGCACUUACAUAAAUACCCCGGGAGGUAGCCAUGGCGGGCAUUGUGAAAUCCAUAAAUGA